GCAACAGCGAACCGUACCAGCCGCAAUAAAAGUAAUUGUCCGAACUGUAUUGCGUUCGUUUAUUUCAACCGAAAUAUUCUUCACCGGAGAACUCUACAAAGGGCGCAAUCGGCAGGAUCAUGAACGGAGGAUCUGCUAACUGGCCUUUGCAGCCAUUUAAUGAUGCCAUUAAUCCGCAAGGUUUGAGAAGAGAAUGGGAGGAGUGGUUGCGCUCUUUUGAACUUCUCGUUGAGCUGAAAGGUGUGCAAACACAACAUGAGAAGUUGGUCAUGCUAUUGACAUAUGGAGGGCGAGGCUUGCAGAGAACCUAUUACAACGCAGGACCCGCACCAGAAGAAAUUCACCCAGAACCAACCCGGAUUCCUUAUCGUCCAGAGGAAGAACCUGAAUACGACAAUGCGAUUAAGAGGCUGAAUAAAUUUUUCGUGGGGAAGCAUAACGAUCGCGUUGAGUUGGAGAUUUUCCGCUCAAUGCGGCAAACCAACGAAGAAGCGUUUAAUUUGUUUUUACUACGUUUGCGAGAACAAGCAGUGCGAUGCGACUUCGGAGAACGAAUUGAAAAAGACAUUAUGCAGCAGGUUACCAUGGGUGCUCGCGAUGAGAGAGUUCGUGACAAAGGAAUGGAAAACGUCAUGACUCUAGACGAAAUAACCAAUUAUGCUGUCAAUCGCGAAAUCCUUUACAAGCAAAAAGAAAAGGCCAAAUUUGUUGCUGAUGAGUCUCUGGUUGCCACGGUUCAACGUGGCAAUUUUCGUCGAGCUCCGUAUCGGACCAACCGUUGGAAACAACCACAAUCGAAUCACCGGACAAGAUUUCUGAAUACUCAGUCUCGUCCGAUGGUUAGGCGUAAUGAAUGCUACAACUGUGGAGCCGAAGAUCACUAUUGGCAGUCACCAUCGUGCCCAGGUCGACGUAUUAAGUGCAAUAGAUGCAACGUGACAGGGCAUUACGGAAGAAAAUGUCCAGGAAGACAGCAGAAUUGGCCUACUCGUAACGUCUGGAAGCGUCCGGAAGGUGAAACGAAUAAUCUUGGAGAAGCUCCGUGGAAGGAAGAACUGCCUCGUCGUCCAACUGCAAGUGACGUGUCUGAGGGACACUCAUACCAUCUUUUAAGAGAAUCUGAUGGAAUAAUAACUUGUAAAAUCGACACUUUUCCAGUUCAAUUUUUAAUUGAUUCUGGGUCUUCGAUCAACUCUGUUACAUCAGAAAUUUGGGACAAAAUUGGGAAAACCGAUGUUAAAAUAUAUAAGACAAAAUUCCAAUGCUCUCGUCAGUUCAAAUCGUAUGCAUCUGAACAACCGUUGCAAAUUUCAGCAAUUUUUGAAGCAUGGAUUUCAGUGAAUGAGACCAAACCGAAGGCAUACGCUGAAUUCUUCGUAGUGACUGGAGCAAACAAAUGUCUUCUCAGCAAACAAACUGCUGAAGAGCUCCGUGUGCUGAAAGUAGGACUCGAUGUACAACACGUUCAGACAUUUAAACCAUUUCCUAAAUUUCCCAACAUCGAAGUUAAGUUGACGAUUGACGAAAAGAUCCCACCCAAAAGAAUUUCAUACCUACGAGUUCCAAGCGCUAUGGAGCAAAAAGUGGAUGAAAAAAUACUCGAAAUGCUACGAUGUGAUAUUAUCGAGCCGGUGCAAGGUUCAUCUGAUUGGAUUUCCCCUAUGGUGGUCGUACCAAAAGGGAAAGACGAUGUACGGCUUUGCAUCAACAUGAGGUACCCCAACACUGCUAUCCAGAGAGAAUACUACCCCCUCCCAGUUAUUGACACUUUCUUAAAUAGAUUGAGAGGUUCGGUAUGCUUUUCAAAAUUAGAUAUUACAUCAGCCUUUCAUCAUAUCGAAUUGCAUCCCGACUCACGCGGCAUAACCACUUUUAUGACUGGGCGUGGACUUAUGCGCUUCAAAAGAUUAUUUUUCGGUAUAAAUUGUGCGCCCGAAAUUUUUCAGCGGGUAAUGACCCAGAUGCUGAAUGGCAUAGAUGGCGUCAUAGUUUAUAUAGACGAUAUUGUGGUGACAGGCCGCACCCGCCAAGAACAUGACACCCGACUGAGACAAGUUUUGAAAGUAAUUCGUCAGAACAAUGCUUUGCUGAACGAGAAGAAAUGUUCCUUUGGCGUAGACGAAAUUGAUAUACUAGGGUUCAAAGUCAACGCGAAGGGAAUUAGCCCGUCAGACGAGAAAAUAUCUGCUAUUAAAAACUUCAGGAAACCGGAAACAAAAGAGGAGACUAGAAGUUUUCUAGGGCUGGUCAAUUUUGUGGGCCACUUCAUUCCGAAGUUAUCUUCACGGUCCGAACCACUGCGGAAAUUUAUCCGUGGAGAGGUGGAGGUUUUCGGAAAAGAACAAUGCGAUGCCUUCGAUGAUCUCAGGAACGACUUGACAGUCAAAGUACUCAAACUUGGAUUUUUUGAUCCACUCGAUGCGACUGAGCUUUACGUAGAUGCGUCACCGAGUGGACUCGGCGCAGUCCUCGUCCAGCGUGAUAAGGAGAACUUCCCCAGAAUAAUAUGUUUUGCCUCAAAAGGAUUGACAACAUCCGAAAAGGUUUAUCCUCAGACACAGCGAGAGGCCCUGGCUGUAGUAUGGGCAGUAGAAAAAUUCUACCUUUACGUCUUUGGUAUGCAUUUUAUUUUGUACACCGACCACAAGACAUUAGAAUACAUAUACGGAGGAAAACAUCAAGAUGGUCGUCGUGCUUGUACCAGAGCAGAAUCAUGGGCUCUUCGUCUGCAACCUUAUACUUUUACUGUUAAACACAUUCCAGGUCACAUGAACAUAUCUGACAUUCUAUCGCGUUUAUGUCCAAAUCAGGAAGCUGCGUUUGAUGAAGCCUCAGAACAUUUUCUCUUCGCUGUAGGGGAAGGUCUAACGGCAAUAAACUUGGACGAGAUUAGGAAUGAGACAAGGAAAGAUGGUACACUAACCGAUGUUAUUGAAGCUAUGAAAACUGGUAAUUGGCCGGCAAAUUUAAUACGAUACGAGGCAUUCAAAAAAGAGCUGGGUAUCAUGGAGGGUAUUGUGAUUCGGGACGAACGUAUAAUUUUACCGCAGAGUUUGAGGAACAAAGCACUGGAUAUAGCACACCGAGGGCACCCUGGCGUUAUCGCAAUGCGAAAAAUUCUACGCGAAAAGGUUUGGUGGCCCUACAUGGAUAGGGAUGUCACCAACAAAGUGCAAGAAUGUGCAGGAUGUGCGGCAGUUAGCUCGCAAUUUCCUCCUGAACCUAUGACAAGGAAAGAGAUCCCGGAACGGCCAUGGCAGGAUAUAGCAAUCGACUUUUUUAGUGUCAAAGAGUGUGGUACUUUCUUAAUAAUAGUAGACUAUUUCAGCAGAUUUUUGAGGGUUAUAGAAAUGAAGCUUACCAGCGCAUCGCACACCAUCUCUGCGCUUCAAACCUUGUUUGAUGAACAUUUCUAUCCGGAAACAAUACGUUGUGACAAUGGGCCACCCUUUGCGAGUCAAGAAUUUGCUAGUUAUUGUGCGAAUAAAAAUAUACGAUUGGUUCAUUCUAUACCGUAUUGGCCGCAAAUGAACGGCCUUGUGGAACGGCAAAACCAAGGAUUGCUACGAGCUUUACGAAUCGCAAAGGCUACAAACAAAGAUUGGCGUGCGUCAUUGAAAGAAUAUGUUCAAAUGUAUAACAGCACUCCGCAUACCGUAACAGGAAAAGCCCCAAUAGAACUUAUGACCGGGCGACCUAUCAAAGACCUACUUCCGUCGAUUAGAACGGAUCCUUACUUAUAUCGGGAAGAAGCAGUACGCGAAAGAGAUGCAGUGGAGAAAUUAAAAGGUAAAAAAUACGCAGAUAGCCGCAGACAUGCCACACCAUCAGAUAUUAAAGUAAAUGAUACUGUUAUCGUACGGAGUUUCGAUAAUGGUAAACUCGAACCAAAGUUUAAAUUGGAGCGUUUUCGGGUCGACAGAAGAGCUGGAAGUGAUUGCAGGAUCACUAACGAUGAAGGAGUUUCGUAUCGUCGUUCGGUUACUCACUUGAGAAAGUUGCCAAGGGAAAAUGAAGGCAUUCUUACUUCCUCUCAAGGUUCCCCUGGAAAGGACGAGUCACGUGCAGAAACAACCGAGACCGGGAAAGAUCCUAGCAAGGGCACAAUGGAAGCAGAACAAUUUAGACGGAUGUCAUCAUCAGAAGGCGUUGCACCGAUGGCUACGGCAUCGGCCUCUUUUGGAGAUAUGCACCGAAAUUUAAGGAACACUUCGCCAAUCGAAAAACGUCCAGUACGACUACGGAAACCUAAAGUGCGGUAUAGUCCGUGAAGUGUUACUCUUAACCAUAUAAACAAAUUUAUUUAAUUAUAUUAGUGAGGGGGAAGGAUGUAGGAUAUGACUUCAACCCUGUUCAACAGUAUAGAGAGAGUUAUUAAG
Messenger RNA from Uranotaenia lowii, 4379 nucleotides. RefSeq lists its product as uncharacterized. NCBI's taxonomy places the organism in Eukaryota, Metazoa, Arthropoda, Insecta, Diptera, Culicidae. The record is from RefSeq and is a predicted model, not a curated record. Gene Ontology annotation, biological process: DNA integration; proteolysis. Gene Ontology annotation, molecular function: nucleic acid binding; zinc ion binding; aspartic-type endopeptidase activity. The transcript is spliced from 4 exons. Bases 120 to 4271 code for a protein of 1383 amino acids.